CAUGCCUCCAGAACGUGGAAGAGCUUCAAAGGCUUGCAAUACAUGCCGCAAGAUCAAAACGAGAUGUUACGAAUCAAAUGUUGCAGGAAAGUCAUGUCUCAGAUGUGAGAGACUUCAGCAACCCUGCUCAUUGGAGGUCUUAUCUUUUGCGAGUGCGGAAAAUGUUCAGGGUCACCCACAAAGUGCUGAGGGUAGUUCAUCCCAGGAUGAGAGGAUAAGGCGACUUGAACAAACUGUCUCGACUCUGGUUGAGAGACUAGGAGACGGUCCCGGCAGAUGGGUCCCGUACCCAGACGUAUCAAGUACAUCUCCAGUCAACCCUCCCCCAAUUCACAAUCUUACGCCUGGAACACCAUCUGCAGCACCUGUUUUCCUGAUUCGAGAUGUUGCUUCUCAAGUUGGAGUGCAGCAGCAGCAAUCCGCACGUGCUCAAACUCGUGGUCUCGUGCCCGUUGAUAUUAUCAGCCAAGGAGUCAUCACCGUCGCUGAAGCUACUGUGCUUAUUCAAUUAUUUCAAGAGCAUUAUGGACGAUGGGUGGCCUUUAGUGAAACCGUAUCGCCUAAUGCCCUGCUUUCCAACAUUCGGGAGUCCCCUCUACUGCUGUGCGCCUGCUGCUUGAUAGCUGUUCGACACAUGACUUGGAAUUCAACUGCAGAAUUGGCUCCACGACUGUUCCAGGAAGCGAAAUCUUUGCUUUCCGCCGCCGUUUUGGAAGUCCCUCAGUCACUUGCCUUCUUUCAAGCAGCUGUCAUACUCAGCAUGUGGUCGACGACGAUCGGGCAGACUCCAUUGAGUAUUGACAGUUGGAUACUCAGUGGGUUUGCUCUUCAACAUUCUUUGGCAAGUGAUCUAUUCGCUUCAAUGAUGUCUGGAAGUCGGCUUGGGUCUCUGGCUAAGACUGAGUUGGAUCGAAGGUGCAUCUGGAAUCAUCUUUGUUUGGCCCAUCUUCACUACUGUGUUGGGACAAGACGGAAAGCAAUUCUGGAUCGCGAGCAGGUCGACAAAUGCCGUGAGAUACUUGCCACUGAUCAGGUCACAAAUUUCGAAACCCGUAUGGUGGCCGAGAUCAACUUGUAUUGGAUCAUUUACGAAAGCUGUGCUAUGAAUCAAGUGGACUUGCCUGGUACACAAGGACUUCUUCAUGAUUGGAGACAACAAUGGAAAUUCCUCUUUGUAGAACAGCCCAGAUCUCAGUUCAUUCAGAUGGGCUUUCACUUCGCUCAACUGCUUGUCUACGACCGAGCUUUGAAAUCAAGAUCGGCUGCCGUUAGAGAAUCACUUCUUUCCGAAAUGAUACGUCUCUCUGCUGCAAUCAUCCAACUUGCCCUUGACACCACCGAUGUUAGAACCCGACAUCUGAGCGAUCAUAUCUAUCACAUGAUUACCUUCGCGGCUGUCACACUCUGUCGAUUACUCCAUAUGUAUGAGAAUCAAUUAGCCGUCGCACACAACAUCGUCGAGCUUGAUUCUCUUGUCCUUACUCUCGUCACGUGGCUUCAUUCGAUCGGUCUUCCUUGCCAUGUUGCACAAACUCUUGGAGAUGUGGUGGCUGCAUUUCACAAAGAGUUACGACCAAAUGCACAUCCAAGUCCUUAUGCACAGGCCCAAGACGAUAUUGAACUUUAUUUUCCAGAACUGCUUGGGAUCGAAACGUACGCGGAUGGAAAUUUUGACUUUAAUCCAGAUUGGGAACCAUACAUUCAAGGACCUGCUACAUAA
Mollisia scopiformis is the source of this 1720-nucleotide messenger RNA. RefSeq lists its product as uncharacterized. Gene Ontology annotation, molecular function: zinc ion binding; DNA-binding transcription factor activity, RNA polymerase II-specific; transcription cis-regulatory region binding. The record is from RefSeq and is a predicted model, not a curated record. The annotation marks the transcript as partial. Gene Ontology annotation, cellular component: nucleus. Lineage: Eukaryota; Fungi; Ascomycota; Leotiomycetes; Helotiales; Mollisiaceae. The transcript is spliced from 5 exons. Gene Ontology annotation, biological process: regulation of DNA-templated transcription.